Anopheles funestus (African malaria mosquito) is the source of this 6488-nucleotide messenger RNA. RefSeq names its product rapamycin-insensitive companion of mTOR (gene rictor). Gene Ontology annotation, molecular function: protein serine/threonine kinase activator activity. NCBI's taxonomy places the organism in Eukaryota, Metazoa, Arthropoda, Insecta, Diptera, Culicidae. The record is from RefSeq and is a predicted model, not a curated record. Bases 716 to 6163 code for a protein of 1815 amino acids. Gene Ontology annotation, biological process: positive regulation of phosphatidylinositol 3-kinase/protein kinase B signal transduction; TORC2 signaling. Gene Ontology annotation, cellular component: TORC2 complex. The transcript is spliced from 6 exons.
AGCACUUACCAAACAAGAAGCAGGCAACGAGAGGAGUCGGGCGCUCGUUUCGUUAGGAAAACAUUAGUUACGUGCGUCUGUUGUGGAAAAUCGGUACAACUUUGCCUCGCACAGUAAGGAGCAAAAAAUUGCUUUCCUCUAUUUCUGGUGCGGUACCGUGCGGUCGGUUUGUGUUGCUCGUGCCAUAGGUGUGCCGGGUGCGUGCGACACCAAAAGAGUGCGUCGAUAUAUGCGUGUGUGUGUGUGUGCGUGCGUGCGUGCGUGUUUAUGCGUACCUUUCAGUCGGAUCCUGUAGCAUGCAGCUGUACGUGAAUAUUCACUAGGAUCAACAUUCAACAUUCGUGCACACAACAGCACCACAGCGCCAAUCAUCCAUCAGCAGCAACUAGUCGCACACGCGCGCGGGACAGCAUCGCGGUUUGGUGUGUGGGUUCCUAUAACGCGAAACCCACGGGGUCCCGCGGGUGCUAGCAGCAACACCGUCAACCCAUCAACAAAACAACGUCCAUCAGCCGCACGCGGGACGAAAAUAAAACCGAAACGUCAGACAGCCCGACAGCAAGCGAGAGGAUCUGAUUUUGUUUGUUGGUGUGUUUUGUGUUGCCGCAUACAACAGGCGAUCUCGCAGUACUCCUAGCACGGUGGAAAGCGGAACGCCGGAAACGAAGCAAAUAUACACACAUACACACCCAAACCCACCAACGCCAAACCAAUCAUGGCCAUGUCCAGUUGGAUGAUCCGUAGAAGUUUAAGGCAAAGAAAUCGCCCUGCACCGGAAGAUUGUUACCGGUUGGAUACGGACAAAACGUUGCGAGAAAACGCCACCGACAUCUACACCGGACUCUGCUCGAUACACACAACCGUUAACAAACGGCUCAGCCUGCUGAAUGGAUUGGUAAAGCUGAUCGAUCGAUGGAAGCGUGAUGCCGGGCUGGACAGUGGUGCGUCGCGCGAUUCGUCCGCCCCACAGUCGAGCCGAUCGGUCGCAUUACAUUCUGCCGGACGGGACGCCUCGCUUGGUUACACCGUACAGCAGUGGAUGUGCUGUAUCGGGCGCAGUCUCGUACACCAGCUGCCACAGAUACGGGCGGGUGCGUUACGCGCGUUGCGCCGUCUACUGCUUGCACCGUGUGAUAUGAGGGAGCUGAAUCGAUUGCAGCUGGCCCAUCUGGUGUGCCGUAGCCUUGACGUGAUGCUCCGUAAUGGGGAGGAACGGAUACAGGCGUUAAAGCUGGUGCGUAGAAUGCUGGUGGUAGCACCGGACGAGCUCCGACCGGCUAUCGUACGGUGUUUGGUAGCGCUCUGCGAAAGUGGUACGGCAGGGACGGGCACCACAGGCCCCGGAGGAGGAGGAGGAACAGGUGGUGGUCCUGGUGGAGGAGCAGGAGGAGGAGGACAUGCAGGCGGAUCGGGUGAGGAUCGGUUGUUGCGCUGCUGUCUUGCAACGUUGUGCGAAAUCGGCGUGCUGAAUCCGUUGCUGCUGAUCGAGUGUGGUGGCGUGGGCGUAAUUACACGCAGCGUACUCGAAUGCCACAGUCCGCGUAUCGCGGAAAGCUUGUGCGGUGUGCUGCUGUAUCUGCUGGAGUGGCCACGCACCCGAGACAUUGCCGGCGUACGGUUAGAUUGCUUUGCCGCACCGUAUUGCGACUUUACGUACCGGGUCGGCAUUAUGGACCGGUACAAGGAUGCGCGCGAGCUGCGUUUUACGUGCAGCCGGCUUGCGCUGCUGUCGGUGCUACGGUCCUGGGCUGGGACGAUCGAGUUCUGCGAUCCACAUCGACCGUCCGGUUUACGAUCGCUCAUCGACAUCCUGUACCUGAACCAGCUCGAGAUACGGAAGGCGGUGCUGGAUCUGCUGUACGAGCUGAUCGGUCUGCCACAACCGGUCUGGACGGAUGAGUACUCGGUCGCAAUGUCGGUAGUCGAUCCGGCCGAGUAUCAGGAUGCUUGGAGACUACACGAAGGUUUCGUCGCGGCCGAAGGUACUGCUAUCCUCCCCAGUCUGGCCGGUGCCGUACCGAACCUGUGUGAAAUUCAUCUAGCCCUCCUCCUGUACUGUUUCGUCGAGAACGGACUACUCAAUGCACUGAUCGAGGUGAUCAUAUCGAGCGAUACGUUUAUCUCCGUAAGGGCAACGAUACUAUUGGCACGCAUUACGCACCAGCUGCACUGUUUGCUGCCGGCAGAAAUUUGCGCCCGUACACCAACCGCCACCCUUCCGAUGCUGGUAACGCGCGCAAUCGAAGGUAACCAUCAGGCACGGGCCGCAAUAACGGCGCUACAGCAGCACCAUCUAAUGCUCCAGAAUCGGCCCGCUUCCUGCAGCCUGUAUCUCGAUUGUAUUAUCCAAAGCGGUGAGCUAAUUAAUACGCGUGCGUUUCGCCGUGAGCUGGUGGCACCGGGCAAUCGUACCGGUCAGCAGGGUAACGGCUAUGGAGUGGGUGGACCGAACGCAUACAAAUACGGUACGCUCGAUGGGUUGAAACGGGUGCGCCAUGAUUCGACCGGUUCGAGCGGUGGUAGCGGUGGCCUUGGUGGACUGUUCGGAAAUAUGUUUCUGAGCGGUGGCAGCGGGAGUGGUGGUGCGUACGAAUGGAAUACCAGCUAUGAUGGAAGCUUCGUCCGGGAUGUAACACGUGGCACCAUGCGGUCGGGUACGAUGAAGCGUACAUCCAAGCGGAACGUGCUACAACAGCUGUGGGCCAGCCUUACCGAGGGCGAUCGUUUGCUGAAGGAAUCGAAUGUGCUCGCCGUGAAGGAUGCCAACAUGUGGGACUGGGAUAUUAUCAUCACGAUCCUUCGGUCCGAUCUGCUUGGAAUGAAGCUGGACGAACAGAAUACACGGUUCGUGCGUCGAAUUGUAGAUUACUUUAAACCAAGCAACAAUCGCUUCUCGCAUCAGGAUUUUGCACAUCUCAACAGCAACCGGCAGAUGCCGGCAUACGUAACUGCCGGGUUGGAGCUGAUCGAUGCGAUGCUUCAAUCGACGGAGCUCGAAUAUAUACGCAUCCUUACGGAUCUGUUUACCGACAUUAGCCGGCAGCUGAUGGCAAUCCAUGCGAAGAAAUCGGCCCACGAAUGUUUGUUCAGCCCGCUGCACAUGACCGGUACGAUGUGUCAGCAUUACUUUCUCUUCAUCGGGCGCAUGUGUCGGACGGAGGGUGGGCUGGAGAUACUGCGCAACACGGACGUGUUCAAGGAGCUGUCGACGAUCGUGCUGAAGACGAAUCAUCUCUGUUACGUGAAGCUUAUUGUGUCCGGGCUGGAUUAUAGCCUGGAAGGUGAACCGCGCUUAAUACUGGCGAAGGCGUUACUGCGUCAUCCAUCGCCGAAGGCACGGCUGUAUGCAACGCAGAUGCUGCGCGUACUGCUCCGUGCCCGGUUGCCGAACUUUGAAGUGUGGGGCAUACAGCUGAUGCUAAAGCUGGUCGCUGCGAUGUUGGGCGAUGGGCAGACACGGUGCGUCCAGAUGGCGGCACUCGAUCUGCUGGAGGAGGCAUGCUACGAGCGUACGUACCUGGAGGAGCUGGCCCACUCCUGGCCACGGCUCGAUCGGCUUGGCCCGCGCGGUAAGAUGGUAAUGAUGCGGUUCUACUCGAUACCGCGCGGCAUUAACCAUCCCGAGGCACACACCGUGCAGGAGCUGGAACAGUGGGUUACGGUGUAUAACGAGCAGUACGUGCUGCUGGUCGAAUCCGACACACACGCGCACCUUACGCAGCAUAUCCGCACGGAGGAUGGUACGUACAGCAGGCGGCACAUAGCAAACGGUGCACCGGGUGAAAGUACGGCCGCCGGUGCACCAAACCUAGCGCCCCAUCUGUACGGGCAGCUCGUACAAACGAGUAAAGGCUUUUCGCAGCUGCUAAACCACGGCUCACUGGUCGAGCUGGCCGAACGUGUGCGUAACGGGGUGUGCAACAACGAGCAGGACUGUUUGCGUUUGAAGGCGGCACUGUGGGCCCUGUGUCAUACCUGCACGAGCAAGGAAGCGAUCGAGUACGUGAACGAACAUCUCCCAUGGUUGUUGCCCCAUCUGGUACAGCUCGUACGUACCGCGGACGUUUAUUCGAUACGUGCGACCGCACUCGGUGGGCUUUGUCUGGUAGCGAGCACGGCCCAGGGUGCCGAUGCGCUACGCGCGAUGGGCUGGGUAGCGGUACGGCACGAUCGUAACACACACUGGCCAGUGAAUGAGCCCGGCUGCUGGGAGACGGCCGUCCCGGCCGCAUCAUCCGCCAGCACGAACGAAAGCGACGGUGAAGGGCCGGGCCGCCGGAGGCACAGCUUUGCCUCAACCGAGGACGAAAGUACCGCCAACAGCGUUUCCUUUCUCGCGUCUUCCUGUCUCGUCACGGGCGACCUAUCGCCCAUACCGAGCACCUCCCAUCCGAGCAGCGUCGAGCGGGAGGUAAUCAAUGGCCGCAAACAGCAUCGCCAUCUGUUCCACGUACGGCGGCCACUGCUUUCGAGCUCGUCGGCAGACAUGACCGACGCGGAAGAUGUGCCGAUGCAGCUAGACAACAGCGAACGGUUGUUUUCCUUCUUCCGUACGUCGACGGUCACCGAACCGGUCGACUACGGUGGCAAGAUCCGUAGUCUCGAUCGGAAAUAUCAUCGGCUCAGCCUGCAGCACUACUCCUUAAGCGAAGAUGGUCAUUACCCGAGCGUUAAAGCAAAAUCUUCAUUUUUUCCUAUCAAAACUAACACACAGGGACCCUGCUUUAUCGGUAUUUGUUUCCCGCUGGACAUAAUGGAGCUUUUUCCAGAGUUGGAAACACGGCGUCCGCUAGCGCUCGGUUCACUCGUGCAGCUGGACCGUAGCAAAAUGCGAUCGAAGGAUUCGGGUCGUUCGAUGAAGGUGGUGAAACUGCGCGUGAAGACAGGCUCGGACGUGGAAGAAGGUAUCGCCGUUGAUUACGAGCAGGAGAUGAAGGGUGGUGCACCACCGAACGCUCCUGCUCCGUGCUCGCCAGCCUCCUCCAACCACGACGAAUCGGAAUCGGGCGAUGGCCGGCAACAGUGGUGGUCUUACGAGAAGCACAACCGUUCACAGUGCGUUCGAUGCUGCCGUGGGAAGCGUGUGGAAGAUCGUUGGAAUCCAGCCGACCUGGACGAUAGCGGUAGGCCCGUGCUGGAUGAUGCCAUAGCGAACAAUGUACUGCGGCACGUCCAGCGCAUGGCAAACCCGGUAUGGAGCAAACAGUCCCGGAGCGUCCUGCUCGACAUCAAGCAGUCCCAUCCGUACGUGUUUCAGGAUGUGUGCCUUUACUCGGAAGUAUGCCGUCUGCUCGGUUGCAACACGUACCGGCUCGGUUCGCGCCGUUUCCUCCAGGAGCUGUUUCUCGAUCUGGACUUUUUAGGUCCGUGCAAAACGACCACUCCGGUGGAGGUACCGAGCGUACCGCAACACACUACACAACACAAUACAGCGCCACCACCGACCACCUCCAAAGCUCUCCACACACCGCUACAGAUACAGACGCAGAAUCUCCCAGCGCCGGGCACGAUACCGGGUGGUACGAAGAGUCCGCUGCCCGGUGGAUUGAGUGCAUUUCUGCUACGCUCACCACCGCUGGCAAGCGUGCACGAAGCAAGUGUGGAAAAUUUGGACGAAAUGUCGACCACCCCGAAACAGCGCGACUCGGUACGGACGGGACAGCAAGAACCGUUCCCAGCUACCGUACGUGAUCCACCACGGCAGCAAUCGGGCGUAACCACAGCGGACGAUGAGCUGACAACGGUACGGUUGCGUGAUCCGCACGGUACAUCCACAAUGCCACCGCCUACCACCGCUCACCACCACCGUCCCCGAUCGAUCGGUGCGCAGAGUGGUAGCGGUAUGAUGGAACCGGUACGGCCCCGCUUCAAUACGCUCGAGCUAGAUUUGAGCUGCUCGCGCAACAAGUUCCCGAUACGGGACCGCAGCAAGCUGGACUACUCACCGACAACGCCACCGGUUGCGUACGGUACCGGAACCGCCCUACCACUGUCCGCCAGCAGCUCGUCGGCAUCGUUCAUCAGCACCGGCAGUGCGUCCGCCGUUACCAGCCCGACCCAGGGCGUACCGGGCGCAUCGGUCACCUUCUACAAUCUGUUCUGCGAGCAGCGUUUACGGCUAAAGUCAUCGAAAUCGGAAGCGACCCUUACGAAAAACCCGUAGUAUCUUCCCGUCUAGUCAGGAAAAGCUGUGGGAACGGCUCGUUCGAAACACUUGACUCCCCCCCCCCCCCCCCCCCGCGGUUCGAUUAGUUGUUUAUAUAUGUAAAUGUGUGUGUGUGUGUGUGUGUGGUUUCUUGAUUUUUUUAGUCAUAUAUUAUUUUUCCCCACGGCCAAAAAUGGAGGGGGGGGGGGGGAGGGGGAGGGAGAAAAAACAAAAAAAUCGUGUGGAGCCGUAGCAAUCCAAAGUUACGUUAAUAAUCCUGUUCCUAACACAAAACCGCCGCAAAUCAUAUACGCUAGAUACACUGCGAUACGUUAGCUCUUUA